AUGACAUCAGACUCCACGCCUCUCCCAUCUGCUCCGACCGUCGAAGUGGCCCCCGGGGUUCUUCUCCAGUCGCCUCUCUCACGAUGCGGCCGUGGCCCGGGCUUGGUUCUUAUCAGAGCAGCUGUGCACGCAGAGUGCCAGGCUAACAAUCAGAGCCUCGACCCGGAGCCGCUGCAGAAGUGGGCGGAGGAGAGCUUCGCCGUUGCUCAGAUCACUCUGGACUCCGAGUCAAGCAAGAGCGACACUGCGCUCUCCGAUCUUGUCCGCAGCGCGGAGCAGGCACUGAGUGGCCUGGCGGAAUGCAAUUCAAAGGACAAAUUUGUUGUCCUAGUCUAUGGCUCCAAGGCUGACUACGCGCCGGAGUUCGGUGCCCUCCUGCAAGACAUUCUCUCGCUAGGAAAGUUUGCCGGCGCCGUCUUCUUCGAUGUCUGGAACACGCGGAAUAUCCCAGCUCUGCUCCAUCUGGAUUCAUCAAAGUCGAAAACCGAACCUUCAGACUCAUUGAAGGUGUACUCAUACCCGGAAGUGCCUUCGUCGGGAUUCAUCAUACCCGGGCACGCAGACUUCAACUACUCCUCGGCCGGCGUUGCCCACACUCGCACCGUGACCUUCAUCAAGAGCCACCUCAAUGGUCCGUACUUUGACCUUGAGAAGAUCUGGGACGAGCACACAUACUAUGAAUUUGAGAACCGGUCCGUUGAGAAGACCAUGGCCACGAUGGUUCAGGAGCCCUACGUCAAUCACGUCCCUACGUUGACUGGCGGCAUCGGAAGAGCCAAGCUGAGCAAGUUUUACCUCAACCACUUCAUCUUCAAUAACCCCGACGACACGAAACUCGAGCUCAUCAGCCGGACGCUGGGCAUUGAUCGUGUAGUUGACGAAUUCAUCUUCUGCUUGACGCACAAUAAGGUCGUCGACUGGUUGCUCCCCGGCAUCCCGCCCACCGGCAAACCCCUGCGCAUCCCUUUUACCUCCGUUGUCAACAUCCGGGGAGACCGUCUGUAUCACGAACAUAUUGCCUGGGACCAAGCAACCGUGCUUAUCCAGCUAGGCCUGUUACCAGAGUACCUUCCGUUCCCGUACCCGCUAGCGGAUGGCCGGACACCCGCUCCUGGGAAGCGCUUCGAGUAUCGCGUCCCAGCUGCAGGAGUCGAGACGGCCAACAAGCUCCAGGAUGAACAUACCGUUCCGUCAAACGGGAUGUUUGAGUUUGAGGUCAGAGAGGUGGAUGAUAAUUGA
Aspergillus mulundensis is the source of this 1239-nucleotide messenger RNA. RefSeq lists its product as uncharacterized. The record is from RefSeq and is a predicted model, not a curated record. Bases 1 to 1239 code for a protein of 412 amino acids. The transcript is spliced from 4 exons. Lineage: Eukaryota; Fungi; Ascomycota; Eurotiomycetes; Eurotiales; Aspergillaceae. Gene Ontology annotation, biological process: polyketide metabolic process.